Phoenix dactylifera (date palm) is the source of this 1984-nucleotide messenger RNA. RefSeq names its product GDP-mannose transporter GONST3-like. The record is from RefSeq and is a predicted model, not a curated record. NCBI's taxonomy places the organism in Eukaryota, Viridiplantae, Streptophyta, Magnoliopsida, Arecales, Arecaceae.
UCGAAAUCAAACCCUCGAGAUCCCCAUACCGCCAAGUCCGGCGCUCGCUCUCCAUCUAUUUUCCUCCCGAAUUCCGAUCUAAUUGAAACCCCCUUCCGAAAAAAAAAAGAACGCGGGGAUUCGAAUCGGGGAGAUCUGGUCUUGGACUCUGGAGGAGCCCCGAAGAAAGAACCGGGAGGCGGGUUGAUUCAAAUGUAGCUCUCCCGUUUUGCAGAUUUCUUUACAGAGGAGCUAUAUGUUCUUCUAUUCUCUAAAUAGCUUAGUGAUGCUGCUCUACCAUGUACUUUUCCAGCUCAAAAUUCAGCAAGUCAUAGGGGUUAUUAGAGUUUUUGUGGUUGUCCUGUAAAAGAGAAAUGAUCCUGAUAGGGAUGAUGUGUGAUUCGCCUUCAAGCCAAAUCCCGUAACACUGGCAUUGUUUAAGAAAAUGAUAUUGUUUCUACUGUACGAAGAUACAUUGUUUACCUUGGUUGAACUGCUGUAGAGACUGCAGACAUUCGCCACUCUAGAAGAAAGCUUUUGUUUAAAGAUGUCUACUAAUGAAGCUGAGACUCUGAAGGACACUUCUUCAAGUGGUACAGGCGAAGUUUCUUCCACAUCAAAAAAUGAGGUGACCUGGAAUGACACACUAGUAAAUUUAGCACAGCAAGCAUCGGUAUAUGGAGUAGCUGCUGGCUACUGCAUAUCAGCAUCACUCCUUUCCAUAAUCAACAAAUGGGCAGUCACGAAAUUUCCAUACCCAGGUGCUUUGACUGCCUUGCAAUAUUUCACUAGUGCAUUUGGAGUUCUAUUAUGUGGACGUCUCAAACUUGUGGACCAUGACCCCCUUGACCUCAUGACCAUGUGGAAGUUCUUGCCUGCUGCUACCAUCUUCUAUCUCUCUCUCUUCACAAAUAGCGAAUUACUCCUCCAUGCCAAUGUUGAUACUUUCAUUGUGUUCCGAUCUGCUGUUCCCAUAUUUGUAGCCAUUGGAGAGACACUCUACCUGAAGCAGCCAUGGCCCAUGCUUCGGACAUGGAUGUCACUUGCCACUAUCUUUGGAGGCAGUGUGAUCUAUGUCCUGACAGAUUACCAAUUCACUGUGACUGCCUACAGUUGGGCUUUGGCUUAUCUUGCGAGCAUGACAAUAGAUUUCGUGUACAUUAAGCAUGUCGUCAUGACCGUAGGGCUUAACACAUGGGGCCUGGUGCUCUACAACAACCUGGAAGCACUGAUGCUGUUUCCCCUGGAGCUGCUUAUAAUGGGAGAGUUGAAUAAGAUGAAGCAUGAGAUCUCUGAUGAAUCCGACUGGUACUCAUUUGGCGUGGUUUUGCCCGUGGCCCUAUCAUGCUUGUUUGGUUUGUCUAUUUCCUUCUUUGGGUUCUCUUGCAGACGGGCAAUCUCAGCAACUGGCUUCACAGUGCUUGGAAUAGUGAACAAGCUUCUGACUGUUGUGAUAAAUUUGGUCAUCUGGGAUAAGCAUUCCACCCUGGUGGGAACGAUUGGUCUCUUGAUAUGCAUGUCUGGAGGUGUCCUCUAUCAGCAGUCUACCUCCAAGCCUAAGGCAACUAAAAAUGAAACCAAGGCCCCAAUCAAUGAUGAGGAGGAGCAGCAAUUGCUAGAAAUGCGGAAUAUAGAUACUGAUUCAACUGAAAAAAAGCAUGUUAUUGUUUCAGAAGACCCAAAAUGAUUCUUGCAAUUAACUUGUGGUCCCUUUGAGGGCACAAUUCAUAAGUAAUCAUCAAUUCCAGUAUUCUUUAAAUGUUAAUCUGCACUCGGAAGAGUGACACAAGAGACUUUCAUGCGGGAUACAUGUCUAAUAUGGUGAAAAUCAUGACCUUUGAGAUUUGGAUAAAGGUGGAAAUAUCAAAAAACAUGUUUGGGGGAGAAAAAUGUAUGCGUACCCCUCUAAUUGUUGAUUGUGGUUGUUUUGGAAUGUGAAGAUUAUUCUCAGCUAUUGCAGGGGCUCUGUCAAUUUAUAAACAAAAGCCGGUUAUUCUGCCUGCUA